Trifolium pratense (red clover) is the source of this 761-nucleotide messenger RNA. RefSeq names its product casein kinase II subunit beta-2-like. The record is from RefSeq and is a predicted model, not a curated record. The annotation marks the transcript as partial. Gene Ontology annotation, cellular component: protein kinase CK2 complex; cytoplasm. NCBI's taxonomy places the organism in Eukaryota, Viridiplantae, Streptophyta, Magnoliopsida, Fabales, Fabaceae. The transcript is spliced from 3 exons. Gene Ontology annotation, molecular function: protein kinase regulator activity.
UGCAUUCAUGCAUUGGCUGCAGAGGAAUCUGAAACAGACAGUGAAGAAUCGGAUGUGAGUGAUUCUGAUGGAGAAGACACAUCUUGGAUCUCAUGGUUCUGCAAUCUCAGAGGAAAUGAGUUCUUUUGUGAGGUUGAUGAUGAUUACAUUCAAGAUGACUUCAACCUUUGUGGAUUAAGCAGCCAAGUGCCUUACUAUGAUUAUGCUCUUGAUUUGAUUUUGGAUGUUGAAUCCUCCCAUGGCGAUAUGUUCACAGAGGAACAAAACGAGUUAAUUGAAUCGGCAGCAGAGAUGCUUUAUGGUAUGAUUCACGCACGUUGCAUACUGACAAGCAAAGGAAUGGCUGCCAUGCCACAUAAACCAUCUCAGAGCUAUGUUCCAAGAGUUUUUGGGUUCAAACUUCACAAGCCAUGAAGCUUAAGCUUUCAUGAAAGUAAGAGGCUGUCUGUUUUAUAAAAUAUCCAGCUUGGAGUCAUUGCAUUCAAGCUCCAAGUGUCGGAGAUAUAAAUAAAUUUCAGUUGGCUGGUGUGCUCUAGGUUUGUUGUGUCCUGUAUCAUUGUGUGGACCAGUAAUGGUCUUUUUCAUUUCUAGUGGUUUGGAUCUGUUUGUUAUGUGUAGUUAUUUAGUUUUUAUGUGAAGUCUCAAAGUUGCAAUCCUUCUAUUUAAGCUCCAGGUUAUGUAGUUUUUAAGAAUUUUAUGUAUUAUUGUGUGCUUUAUGUGUGUUGUGUCACAUAUCAUCCUUUGAACAAUGAAUGUGUUAG